GUCAACUGUCAUUACAAAUCUAUUCACAAAUUUGGCAACAAGAUGAUAAAUACGAGGAUAGUGUCUCGAUUUUUUAACUUAAAAUCACUAAAAUACAUUCAUUGUAGAUGUUCUAGUCGUGCUUUGUCUACAUUUAAGUAUUCUGACCACAAUGGUGGUCAUAGUUUUCGCAAUGGACACUAUUUUGGCGGCAUUCUCGCUGUUGCUGCAGGAGUAUGUAGUUAUGUGAGCUUAAAGGAAAGGAUAGAAGCUGCUACUAUAAGUUUAGAUGGUAGGCGUGAGAAGUAUAACUUCAUAGCUGAUGUCGUGGCCGUAUCUGCCCCGUCGGUCGUGUAUAUAGAAAUCCAGGACAGCAGACGUUUAGACUUGUUUUCUGGGAAACCUAUUACCAUUUCGAACGGUUCUGGUUUUAUAGUGAACCCAGAUGGGUUGAUAUUGACGAACGCUCACGUUGUUGUAAAUAAACCGAAUGCUGUGGUCCAUGUACGGCUUAUGGAUGGAUCCACCCACAUAGGACUUCUAGAAGAUGUAGAUAUGAAAUCAGACCUGGCAACACUGAGGAUACCAGUGAAUAACUUGCCAACAAUGAAAUUGGGGUCUUCCGCUGAUUUACGGCCUGGCGAGUGGGUGGUAGCGAUGGGUAGUCCUUUAGCGUUAAGUAACACAGUGACAGCAGGAGUUGUUAGCUCUACGCAUAGAGCCAGCAAGGAGUUGGGAUUACAAGGUAAAGACAUGGUGUACAUACAGACAGACGCGCCAAUCACCUUCGGUAACAGCGGCGGGCCGUUGGUAAAUUUGGACGGGGAAGCGAUAGGCAUUAAUAGUAUGAAAGUCACGUCUGGCAUAUCUUUUGCUAUUCCAAUUGAUUAUGUAAAGGAGUUUUUGGCUAAACGCAAAACUAAAUCACCUCAAGUAUCAAGGCGAUACUUGGGUAUCACGAUGUUGUCUUUGACGCCGAAUAUUCUCAUGGAAUUACGGAUGAGGAACCCAGAGAUGCCUUCAGACAUCCAACAUGGUAUCCUUGUAUGGAAGGUCAUAAUUGGAUCUCCAGCUUAUAACGGCGGUCUCCAGCCAGGUGACAUAGUGACGCAUAUAAACGGUACGCCGGUGACAAGCGCUACCGAUUUAUACUCUGUGCUAGAAAAUUCGAGCGGCAAAUUGACAAUGCAAAUUGUUAGAGGAAGAUUACGGACCACUAUUGUUAUUGCGCCUGAAAUUCAUUAAAUGAUUUGUAAAUUGUU
This is a messenger RNA of Colias croceus (clouded yellow), 1241 nucleotides long. RefSeq names its product serine protease HTRA2, mitochondrial (gene HtrA2). The transcript has 7 exons. Gene Ontology annotation, biological process: programmed cell death; proteolysis; positive regulation of apoptotic process. Gene Ontology annotation, molecular function: protein binding; serine-type endopeptidase activity. The record is from RefSeq and is a predicted model, not a curated record. The coding region runs from base 43 to 1224 and encodes 393 amino acids. Lineage: Eukaryota; Metazoa; Arthropoda; Insecta; Lepidoptera; Pieridae.